Molecule: messenger RNA, 1778 nt
Organism: Vitrella brassicaformis
Lineage: Eukaryota; Vitrellaceae
Source: the annotation of a GenBank genome assembly
GUAUGCAGUAGCAUCAGCUAUCAGUCCAGUCAGGUCAUGUAUAUACAUGUGGCUGUGCGUAUGCUUGUAUGUUUGUCGUCCCAGCUCAGCAUCCGCAGUAGUAGGACAGGGGCGGGCUGUCCGCCGACAACUGCUUUAGCAAACCUCGGUUCUUGCUCUGCACACCACACACGACAGGACAGCCAACCAGGCACACACAUAGAUACACACAUAUAACAACAAGGCUGGUAUGGUAUGCCCUGUCUGUCUCUCUGUCUGUCUGUGUUUGAGUUGAGUCGGUGUGUACAUUACAUUAACUUACUUCGAAGUCCCUCAUCCAGAAGGUGUUGAGGAGUGUCUUUUGGAUGAAUGGGAUGCGCUUCUCGAUGGCGCUGUACUGCGAGCCAUCCGCCCACUUGCCGGCCGCACUCAUGAUGGGCGGCAGAUCCACACCAGCUCCCAAACACUGCAUAAACGUCGAUUGCGUGUGUGUGUGUGUGUGUGUUGUUGUUGUGAGGUACUCCUUCGCUGCUGAAGGUCUGUGUGAUGAUUUGGUCUCCGUCUUGUUUGCUGAGGAAUCGUCUGAUGAGAGGCGUGAGCUCCUGCUCCUCCUCCAUGCAGUUGACCUUGAGCAUACUCGCCACCUCGUUGACCAUCGUCACCAACUUGCCUAGAUAGACAGACAGAGAAGACGAUCCAGACAGAGAGACAGACAUACACAGGCCAGGCACAUAUAUAUAUAUAUAUAUGUGUAUAUAUAUAUUACACAUAUAUAUAUAUGUGUGUGUGUGCGUGGGAUGCAUUAAUGCAUUGAUUGCAUGCCUAGCGUACCGACAAGGACGUGUUUGCCCUGUCUAUGGGUGUCGGACUCCAACUUGUACUGCUCCUCGACGUCAAUAAUCUGAUCCAACCAACACAACCAACAGUGUCUCUUGCCUUGUCUCUCCAUUCCCCCCUCCCUCCCUCCCUCCCUCCCUCCCUGUCUGUCUGUCUGUCUGUCUGUCUGCCCUUUUUGUUCUCACCGACCUCGUCCACUUUCUUGCUGAUCGCGGUGUGGUCGUUUUUGAUUUUCUCUGUGAUCUGGACCGACUGCUGCAGUUUGGCGAAGAGGAAAUCCUCUUCGGCCUCGAGGUGGCUCUUGACGAAGGGUCCGAAGUACACGCGGAACCACUUGCAGAAGGUGAGGACCUUCCAGUCGGUGCCGUUGGAGACGUACGGCAGCACCUUCUCCAUCUCUUUGAUCUCAACACGGAGGGCCUCGUGGCCCAACAGCAUCAACACAUCUGAAUCAACACACACACACACAUACACCGCCGAUGGAUAAGCACGUUCUCGCAGCAUUGUCCAAUGCCUUUGAGCGCGUGGGUAUCUAUCGUACCAGACCAGUCCUCAGCGUUUCUGAUGACUUGGCUGGUGAUGUUGGGGUUGGGCUGCUUGCCGGCCUUGGCAAGACCUGACGACACAACCACACAUGGGGCGACACAGGGCGGGGCGUCUCAAUUAAGCUGCCGUGUCAAGGGGGUGGAGCUUUGGCUUCCUCCCCACCCAUCUGGGCCAUGGCUUGUUGACCCAUCUCCUGCAUAUUCUUCCUGCACACCACACAGGGCAGACAGACAGACAGGAACACAGAAGAUAGAUAUGAGCGAACCCCUCUCGAAAAGCCCCCCCGCAUCAAUAUUUGUCGGCUCACAUCACUCCCUGGGGAGUCAGGGUGGCGAGCGUGUCGCUCAUGGACGCCAUGGGUGUUGGGGCGGGGCUAAUCUGAGAUAUCUCGGCUGUACAAACUUCACUUACAGACC